This is a messenger RNA of Cercocebus atys (sooty mangabey), 6899 nucleotides long. Its product is annotated as protein PRRC2C. Gene Ontology annotation, biological process: cell differentiation. NCBI's taxonomy places the organism in Eukaryota, Metazoa, Chordata, Mammalia, Primates, Cercopithecidae. The record is from RefSeq and is a predicted model, not a curated record. Bases 290 to 6418 code for a protein of 2042 amino acids. The transcript is spliced from 20 exons.
AGUACGUAGGGGCUGGCUAGCCGCCAUCUUGCUUCUUUUUCUCUCUCGCUCGCUCGCUCCCUCUCGGGAAGCUGCGAAAGUGCUUUGGCGGUUUGUCCAUCGGCAGCUUCGGCUUUUCCAGUCCGGUGGCCCUUCCGGCCACCCCUUUAACCCCAGCUUUCCCUCCCCCUUCUUUCGAUCAGAGAUCGGCGGAGACCCUAGAAGUGCGCAAACUUGACACUCACCCUGACCGGACUGGGGUUUUAAAGGGUGUGACAGGAGGUUUUGGACUCGAUGAGUUUCCACCGAAAUGUCGGAGAAGUCAGGCCAGAGCACAAAAGCAAAGGAUGGGAAAAAGUAUGCAACACUCAGUUUAUUUAAUACUUACAAGGGGAAAUCAUUAGAAACACAGAAAACCACAGUUGCAGCUCGACAUGGAUUACAGAGUCUUGGAAAAGUCGGUAUUUCACGACGUAUGCCUCCACCUGCUAACCUCCCGAGUCUUAAAGCAGAAAACAAAGGCAAUGAUCCUAAUGUAAAUAUUGUACCUAAAGAUGGCACAGGGUGGGCAUCAAAACAAGAGCAACAUGAAGAAGAAAAAACACCAGAAGUGCCACCAGCACAGCCAAAACCUGGGGUUGCAGCUCCCCCAGAAGUAGCACCUGCUCCCAAAUCAUGGGCCAGUAACAAGCAAGGUGGGCAAGGAGAUGGAAUCCAAGUGAAUAGUCAGUUUCAGCAAGAAUUUCCCAGCCUGCAGGCAGCUGGGGAUCAGGAAAAAAAAGAAAAGGAAACAAAUGAUGACAACUAUGGACCUGGACCCAGUUUACGCCCACCAAAUGUUGCUUGUUGGAGAGAUGGUGGUAAGGCUGCUGGCUCACCUUCGUCAUCUGAUCAAGAUGAAAAGCUCCCUGGCCAGGAUGAAAGCAUAGCUGGAACAUCAGAGCAAAAUGAUAUCCUCAAAGUGGUAGAAAAGAGGAUAGCUUGUGGUCCUCCACAGGCUAAACUGAAUGGACAGCAGGCUGCUCUCGCUUCCCAGUAUAGAGCUAUGAUGCCUCCUUAUAUGUUUCAGCAGUAUCCAAGGAUGACAUAUCCUCCUCUACAUGGUCCCAUGAGAUUCCCACCUUCUUUAUCUGAAGGAAACAAAGGCCUCCGAGGAAGAGGCCCACCUCCUUCAUGGGCCUCAGAGCCUGAACGCCCAUCCAUUCUUAGUGCAUCAGAACUGAAGGAGCUUGAUAAAUUUGAUAACCUAGAUGCUGAAGCUGAUGAGGGUUGGGCAGGUGCUCAGAUGGAAGUAGAUUAUACAGAGCAACUGAAUUUCAGUGAUGAUGAUGAACAAGGAAGUAACAGUCCUAAAGAGAAUAACAGUGAGGAUCAAGGUUCGAAAGCCUCUGAAAACAAUGGAAACGAAAAAGAAGCAGAUGAAGUUUCCAAUGCUAAAUCAUCUUCUCAAAUACCUGCCCAACCAUCAGUAGCAAAAGUUCCCUUUGGGAAAGGACCUUCAUUUAAUCAGGAACGUGGAACGUCUUCACAUCUGCCACCACCUCCAAAGUUGCUUGCACAGCAGCAUCCACCUCCAGAUCGACAGGCAGUACCUGGAAGACCGGGCCCCUUUCCCUCCAAGCAGCAAGUAGCUGAUGAAGAUGAAAUAUGGAAGCAAAGACGAAGACAACAGUCAGAAAUUUCUGCAGCAGUAGAACGUGCUCGUAAACGGCGUGAAGAGGAAGAGCGAAGAAUGGAAGAACAAAGGAAGGCGGCUUGUGCAGAGAAACUGAAACGAUUGGAUGAGAAGCUUGGCAUCCUGGAAAAACAACCAUCUCCAGAGGAAAUUAGGGAAAGGGAGCGAGAAAAAGAACGGGAGCGUGAGAAAGAACUUGAAAAAGAACAAGAACAGGAACGAGAGAAGGAGAGGGAAAAAGAGAGGGAGAGACAGCAGGAAAAGGAGAAAGAGCUGGAGAAGGAGCAGGAAAAACAAAGAGAAAUGGAGAAAGAAAGAAAGCAAGAAAAAGAAAAAGAACUAGAACGGCAGAAAGAAAAGGAAAAAGAACUACAAAAGAUGAAAGAACAAGAAAAGGAAUGUGAGCUGGAGAAGGAAAGGGAGAAAUUAGAGGAGAAAAUUGAACCCAGAGAACCUAAUUUGGAGCCCAUGGUAGAAAAACAAGAAAGUGAAAACAACUGUAAUAAAGAGGAGGAACCCGUUUUCACUAGACAAGACAGCAAUCGCAGUGAAAAGGAAGCCACACCAGUGGUUCAUGAAACAGAACCAGAAUCAGGGUCUCAGCCUCGGCCGGCUGUAUUAUCUGGCUAUUUCAAACAGUUUCAGAAGUCUUUACCUCCACGAUUCCAGCGGCAGCAGGAACAGAUGAAACAGCAGCAGUGGCAGCAGCAGCAACAGCAAGGUGUACUUCCACAGACUGUUCCUUCACAACCAUCCAGUAGUUCUGUCCCUCCUCCACCACACAGACCUCUUUAUCAGCCUAUGCAGCCUCAUCCUCAGCAUUUGGCUUCUAUGGGUUUUGAUCCAAGGUGGCUCAUGAUGCAGUCCUACAUGGAUCCUCGAAUGAUGUCAGGCAGACCUGCUAUGGAUAUUCCACCCAUUCAUCCUGGAAUGAUUCCUCCUAAACCGUUAAUGAGAAGAGACCAGAUGGAAGGGUCACCAAACAGUUCUGAGUCAUUUGAGCAUAUAGCUCGAUCUGCAAGAGAUCAUGCAAUUUCUCUUUCUGAGCCUCGUAUGCUGUGGGGGUCAGAUCCCUAUCCUCAUGCUGAGCCUCAACAAGCAACUACUCCCAAAGCAACAGAAGAGCCUGAGGAUGUAAGGUCUGAAGCUGCGUUGGACCAGGAACAGAUUACUGCUGCUUAUUCUGUAGAACAUAAUCAAUUAGAGGCCCAUCCAAAGGCAGACUUUGUCAGAGAAUCAAGUGAGGCAGAAGUACAAAAGUUUUUAAGCAGAUCUGUGGAAGAUGUUAGACCUCACCAUACUGAUGCAAAUAAUCAAUCUGCUUGUUUUGAAGCACCUGAUCAAAAGACCUUACCCACUCCACAAGAGGAGCGGAUUUCAGCUGUAGAAAGUCAGCCUUCCCGGAAAAGGAGUGUUUCCCAUGGAUCUAACCAUAUGCAAAAACCAGAUGAGCAGAGAAGUGAACCAUCUGCAGGCAUUCCUAAAGUAACCAGCAGAUGCAUGGAUUCAAAAGAACCAACAGAAAGGCCAGAGGAGAAACCAAAAAAGGAAGGCUUUAUACGAUCUUCCGAAGGACCAAAACCUGAAAAAGUAUAUAAAUCUAAAUCAGAAACUCGUUGGGGCCCACGACCAAGCUCCAACAGAAGGGAAGAAGGUAAUGAUAGACCUGUGAGAAGAUCAGGUCCCAUUAAAAAACCUGUACUUAGAGAUAUGAAAGAGGAACGGGAACAGAGGAAGGAGAAAGAAGGAGAAAAGACCGAAAAGGUGACUGAAAAAGUAGUUAUAAAGCCUGAAAAGACAGAAAAGAAGGAUCUUCCUCCUCCCCCACCACCACCUCAGCCACCAGGACCGAUUCAGCCACAGUCAGUUCCACCACCAAUUCAACCAGAAGCAGAGAAAUUUCCUUCAACAGAAACUGCAACUUUGGCUCAAAAACCAUCUCAGGAUACUGAGAAGUCUCUGGAACCUGUGAGUACUGUUCAGGUAGAGCCUGCAGUUAAGACUGUAAACCAACAGCCUGUGGCAGCACCAAUAGUCAAAGAAGAAAAACAACCUGAGAAAGUCAUCAGCAAAGACCUUGUUAUGGAGAGGCCUCGACCAGAUUCAAGACCAGCAAUUAAAAAAGAAUCAACUUUACCUCCCAGGACCUACUGGAAAGAAGCUAGAGAUAGAGAUUGGUUUCCAGAUCAAGGAUACAGAGGUCGAGGCCGAGGUGAAUAUUACUCCAGAGGUCGAAGCUAUAGAGGUUCUUAUGGAGGGCGUGGCAGGGGUGGUAGGGGACACACUCGAGAUUAUCCUCAGUAUAGAGACAAUAAGCCAAGAGCAGAGCAUGUACCCUCAGGGCCUCUCAGACAGCGAGAAGAAAGUGAAACACGGAGUGAGAGCUCCGAUUUUGAAGUUGUCCCCAAAAGAAGACGACAGCGGGGUUCAGAGACUGACACAGACAGUGAAAUUCAUGAAAGUGCAAGUGACAAGGAUAGUUUAAGUAAAGGCAAACUUCCCAAAAGAGAGGAACGGCCUGAAAACAAAAAACCUAUGAAGCCUCAAUCUUCUUUCAAGCCUGAUAGUCAUGUUCGAAUAGAUAAUAGACUGCUAGAAAAGCCUUAUGUAAGGGAUGACGAUAAAUCUAAACCAGGCUUUCUUCCUAAAGGAGAGCCUACAAGGAGAGGCAGAGGGGGAACAUUCAGGCGUGGUGGGAGGGAUCCUGGAGGCCGUCCAUCACGCCCUUCCACUUUACGAAGACCAGCUUAUCGGGACAAUCAGUGGAACCCAAGGCAGUCAGAACUUCCUAAACCAGAAGAUGGAGAGCCACCAAGAAGACACGAGCAGUUUAUUCCUAUAGCAGCAGAUAAACGACCUCCAAAAUUUGAGCGAAAAUUUGACCCAGCUAGAGAAAGGCCUCGAAGGCAGCGUCCUACCCGACCACCAAGGCAAGACAAACCACCUCGAUUUAGACGGCUAAGAGAGAGGGAGGCUGCUUCAAAAUCAAAUGAGGUGGUAGCAGUGCCCACAAAUGGCACAGUUAAUAAUGUGGCUCAAGAACCAGUUAAUACGAUUGGGGAUAUUUCUGGGAAUAAGACACCAGAUUUAUCUAAUCAGAACUCUUCAGAUCAGGCAAAUGAAGAAUGGGAAACAGCUUCUGAAAGCAGUGAUUUCAAUGAGAGGCGAGAGAGGGAUGAAAAAAAAAAUGCUGACUUGAAUGCACAAACAGUUGUAAAGAUUGGAGAGAAUGUUUUACCGCCAAAGAGGGAAAUUGCAAAGAGAAGUUUUUCAAGUCAGAGACCAGUAGAUCGUCAGAAUCGACGUGGCAACAAUGGUCCACCCAAAUCAGGAAGGAAUUUCUCAGGUCCUAGAAAUGAAAGGAGAAGUGGUCCACCAUCAAAAAGUGGGAAGAGAGGGCCAUUUGAUGACCAGCCUGCAGGCACAACUGGGGUUGACCUCGUCAAUGGCAGCUCUGCACACCAUCAGGAAGGAGUACCCAAUGGUACAGGACAAAAGAACUCCAAAGAUUCUACUGGGAAAAAAAGAGAAGACCCCAAACCAGGUCCUAAAAAACCUAAAGAGAAAGUGGAUGCUCUGUCUCAGUUUGAUCUCAACAAUUAUGCAAGUGUUGUUAUAAUUGAUGAUCAUCCUGAAGUAACAGUAAUUGAAGAUCCCCAGUCAAAUUUGAAUGAUGAUGGUUUUACUGAAGUGGUAUCCAAAAAACAACAAAAACGUUUACAGGAUGAAGAACGCCGAAAGAAGGAAGAACAAGUCAUACAGGUCUGGAACAAAAAGAAUGCAAAUGAAAAAGGAAGAAGCCAGACUUCUAAGCUUCCUCCAAGAUUUGCCAAAAAACAGGCUACAGGAAUCCAGCAAGCACAGUCUUCAGCCUCAGUUCCACCUCUAGUUUCGGCUCCACUUCCACCUUCAACCUCAGCCUCAGUUCCAGCCUCAACCUCAGCUGCAGUUCCAGCAAACUUAACUCCAGUUCUAGCCUCAACCUCAGCUCCAGUUCCGGCCUCAACUUUAGUUCCAGUUCUGGCCUCAACCUCAGCUCCAGUUCCAGCCUCACCCUUAGCUCCAGUUUCAGCCUCAGCCUCAGUCUCAGCUUCAGUUCCAGCCUCUACUUCAGCUGUAGCUAUAACCUCUUCUUCAGCUCCAGCCUCAGCCCCAGCUCCAACCCCCAUCCUUGCCUCAGUUUCAACUCCAGCUUCUGUCCCCAUUCUUGCCUCAGCCUCAAUUCCCAUUCUUGCUUCGGCCCUAGCAACAACUUCAGCUCCAACACCAGCCCCAGCAGCCUCUUCCCCAGCUGCCCCAGUCAUCGCAGCACCAACUAUCCCAGCCUCAGCCCCAACUGCCUCAGUCCCACUUGCCCCUGCCUCAGCCCCAGCCCCAGCCACCACCCCAGUCUCAGCCCCAACUUCCGCCCCGCCUGCUCCAGCCCAGACUCAGACACAGACCCACAAACCAGUCCAGAAUCCGCUACAGACUCCAUCACAGUCUUCAAAACAGCCGCCACCAUCAAUUAGGCUGCCUUCAGCUCAAACACCUAAUGGCACAGAUUACGUAGCCUCAGGAAAAUCCAUCCAGACCCCACAGUCACAUGGCACUCUGACAGCUGAAUUAUGGGAUAACAAGGUGGCCCCACCAGCUGUGCUGAAUGAUAUCUCUAAGAAAUUAGAUCCCAUUAGUCCACCACAGCCACCUUCAGUCAGUGCAUGGAAUAAGCCCUUAACAUCGUUUGGAUCAGCUGCUUCAUCAGAGGUAGGAAUAGGCUUUUAACAGCAUUGGUGGGGUCAGCGUGCUGGGUUUUCCCUAACACUUCAGUGUGGCCGGGUGUGGUGGCUUAUACCUGUAAUCCUAGCAUGGUGGGAAGAUUGCUUGAGUCCAGGAGUUUGAGACCAGCCUGGGCAACAUAGUGAGACCCCCCUGGGCAAUGUAGGAAAACUCUGUCUCUACAUACAAAACAAAAAAUCGCCGGUUGUGGUGGCAUGUGCUUUUGUAGUCUAAGCUACUCUGGAGAUGAGGUUGGACUAUCACUUGAGCCUGGGAGGUCAAGGCUACAGUAAAGUCAUAACUGUGCCACUGUACUCCAGCCUAGGUGAUAGAGCAAGACCCCAUCUGAAAAGCAAAACAAAACUUAUAACAUGCCUCAGAAUUAACCUGGAGGGCAAUUAAAACUUAAGAUUGCUGAGCCCCAUGCCCAUAGUUCAUGACUUAUUAGGUCUGGGUUGAGGUUUGAAUACUUUGGGGUGCUACAUCU